AUGGCAGACAUGGAGAAGUGGACUGGAGACUGGAGAAAUCAAACAUCCAUCACAGAAUUCAUCCUGCUGGGAUUCGGGGAUCUCCCUGAACUGCAGACCCCGCUCUUCCUGAUGUUCAUGGUGAUCUACGUUGUGACCGUGGCAGGGAACAUCCUCAUCAUUGCACUAGUUGUGACUGAUCAACAUCUUCACAUCCCUAUGUACUUCUUCCUGGGGAACUUGUCCUGCUUGGAGACCUGCUACAGCUCCACCAUCCUGCCCAGGGUGCUGGCCAGUCUCCUGACUGGAGAUAGGACCAUUUCUGUCCAUGGCUGUGUAGCACAACUUGAUUUCUUUGGUUCCCUGGUAGCUGUAGAAUGUUGUCUCUUAUCAGCGAUGUCUUAUGAUCGGUAUUUAGCGAUAUGCAAACCACUGCAUUAUGCAGCCCUUAUGAACGGCAGUGUCUGCUUCUGCCUGGCAGCUGGGUCUUGGGUAAGUGGGUUUGUGGCCUGCACCGUCACAGCAUGUUGGAUAUCACAAAUGACUUUUUGUGGCCCCGAUGAAAUUGACCAUUUCUUUUGUGAUUACACCCCGUUAGUAAAACUAUCCUGCAGUGACACGCACCUGAUGGUUCUUGUGACCUUCCUGUUCUCCUCCAUAUUAACACUGCCUCCCUUCCUAUUAACCUUGGCAUCCUAUGUGUGCAUCAUGGCCACCAUCCACAGAAUCCCUUCCACUGCCGGGAGGCAAAGGGCCUUUUCCACCUGCUCCUCCCACCUCAUUGUGGUUACACUCUACUAUGGGACCCUGAUCAUUGUCUAUCUGCUGCCAGACACCGGCACACUGAGAGACCUUCACAAAGCGCUCUCUCUCUUCUACACCAUCUUGACUCCCCUGGCCAACCCGCUCAUCUACAGCCUGAGAAACAGAGAGGUGAAGGAGGCUCUGAGGAAAGCUGCUAGUGAGGUUGUGAAUUUCAGAACAAAUUGCAAACUAUUUUGUGUGUAG
Messenger RNA from Chelonoidis abingdonii (Abingdon island giant tortoise), 987 nucleotides. Its product is annotated as olfactory receptor 5B21-like. NCBI's taxonomy places the organism in Eukaryota, Metazoa, Chordata, Testudines, Testudinidae. The record is from RefSeq and is a predicted model, not a curated record. Gene Ontology annotation, biological process: G protein-coupled receptor signaling pathway. Gene Ontology annotation, molecular function: olfactory receptor activity; G protein-coupled receptor activity. Gene Ontology annotation, cellular component: membrane.